AUGGAUCAAGAAAAAGAAGAUUUUCCCAUUACAGCAUUACAUGAAAUUAAAAUUUUACAAGGUCUCCAACACGAUAAUAUUGUACGAUUGAUUAAAAUGUGUCGAUUACCAGUAGAAAAUUUGUCUCGAAGUAAGUUCUAUUUCACAUUUAAAUUUUGUGAUCGUAAUCUGGCCGGUAUUUUGCGCAAUGUACAAGUCAAAUUCUCAUUGGGACAUAUCAAGUCCAUUAUGCAGCAAUUACUCAAUGCUCUUUAUUUUAUUCAUACAAAUUAUAUAAUUCAUCGAGAUAUAAAACCUGCCAAUAUCUUGAUUACACGUAAUGAUGUACAUAAAUUAGCUGAUUUUGGUUUGUCAAAAAUGAUUAUUCCACUGAAUCUCGAUCAAAGAAAUCGAUAUACCUAUCCGGUGGUCACAAUGUGGUAUCGCCCUCCUGAAUUGCUAUUAUCUAGGUGA
This is a messenger RNA of Rotaria sp. Silwood2, 453 nucleotides long. The record is from the annotation of a GenBank genome assembly. NCBI's taxonomy places the organism in Eukaryota, Metazoa, Rotifera, Eurotatoria, Philodinida, Philodinidae.